Molecule: messenger RNA, 471 nt
Organism: Protopolystoma xenopodis
Lineage: Eukaryota; Metazoa; Platyhelminthes; Monogenea; Polystomatidea; Polystomatidae
Source: the annotation of a GenBank genome assembly
AUGUCGGCCAGAGACGGAUUGCCUUUCUUCGUUUAUGCCUGUGAUAUUUCCCCACGCGCCAUAGACAUUCUUCGCCAAGACCCAGAACUCUCGCGUUGGUGCCAUGCUUUCGUCUGCGAUAUCACCCAACCUGGUCAAUUACUUUUGCAGCUAAAGGUUUCUACGGCGAAAGUUAUAGAAUCAGGUGCUUCGGAUUGUAAUCUUCACCUUAAGAACCAUUCAGUUGCUCCUAAUGUUGAUGCUGCAGAUAGUCUAGACAUUGGAUUACAAAGCGUCUUGCCUCCUAUAAAUCCCUUGUCUCCGCCUAAAUGGUUUAAAAUAGUAAGCAUGGUAUUUGUGCUAUCUGCUAUUCCAGCAGAAAAGAUGCAGAUCGCGCUUCAAAAUGUUGCUAGGUAUGCGCUUUUUGGCGAGCUUGGUGUGGCUUCAUCAACCUGCUAUGUACCCUGCCCCCCUCUUGAUUUUCUAAUAUGA